GGAGGCGCUGGCCGCCUCCGCGGCGCUGCUCCUGGCGGCCUGGGCGGGCUGCCGGGUCAGCGGCGGGCGACGGCGCCGCGCCAAGGAGCUGUGCAUUGCCGCGGCCGCGCCGGGCCUCGCCUGCCGCGCCGGCCCCCUGGCGGAGCGGCGCGGGGCCUCCGUGAUCGAGGGCCUCGGCGGCGGAGCGCUCCUCCACGCCCGGUACGGCGACACGGCCGGGUUCGUCCUCCGCCUGGCGAGGCUGCAUGCGGUGAGCCUGGACGAUUCGGACCUGCCUCCGCUGGGGGCAUCGGAGCGCCAGAAGAUAACCACGGCGCUGGAAUCGGUGCGCGAGGCGGUUGCGGGCAUCCCGGCUCACGAGGGGACGGAGCCCUUCGAUGACCCCUGCAUCGGGCGGCUCCUGGUGGCCGCGGACUUCGACGUGGCCAGAGCCGUGCAGCUGGCCAACUCGUACGCGGCGUUCCGCAGGAACUGGCACGACGGCUUCCGUCCCCCAGGCCCAGAAGUCGCCGUCGCCAGGGGGGUCUUCCUGCUGCUCUGCGAGGAUCGGAGGGGGCGCCCGGUCUUGCUUGUGCGGGUAAAAUAUGUCGACAAGGAGAUGUCGGUGCCCGCAUUGCAGCUCCAGUUUCGCGCAUACAUGGACGCGAUCAGUCUCCACAUGUUGCUUAGGAGGCCAGAGCUCGCUGCGACCAACACUCUGGAGCAGUAUGUUUGCGUGAUCGAUGCGGCGGAUGCUGGGUUGGCGAACUGUUCCAUGGGUUUUUUUCGCAUGCUGCUGGAGGAAACUAGCACGCAUUACCCAGAGAGGGUCCAGGAGGUCGUAGUGCUCGGAGUCAACGCCACAGUUCGCAUGAUCUGGAGCACCGCAUCUGGCCUGGCCCACCCGCGGACGCGGAAGAAGCUGAAGAUGAUUCCACCGGGCGACUUGACCACCUUCAUGCGGGGAUUGGUGGCAGAGGAGGGGCUCCCGGCCGACUACGGCGGUCGCGCGCCGGCGCUGGAGGACCCAAACCUCCUCGGCGAGGGCGUCUCGGCGCGACACGUGGGCGCUUUGGCAUCGGCGAUUUGGGAACGCCAGUCGAGCUUGCAGAAGCCCGACGCGCCCUCGCCUGCCACCGACGAGUGCUGCGAGGGCUCGUCCUUCAGCUCCCGUUCGUCGUUUGGAAGUCCCGCUCCGCUGCGGAGACGACCGUCCACCCAGACGGCUGGGGCCUGGCGCGGGUCCUGCAUGGGGAGUAUUUUCGAGAGUUUCGUGGGCACCUGCAACCCUUGCGUAGCGCCGCGGUCUCCUGGACCGCCGUGCCAAGGCCAGCGCCCAGGCAGAAUGCCGGUCGACGCGCUUGGCGAGCCGCACCGCUGCGGCCCAGUUGCGAAGACCGUGACUCAUUGAGUUCGCACCCUGCGCGGAGCGCCUGCCUUGCGGGCGCUCGGGGAGCGACGGUACAUUGCCGCUCUCCGGCUCGCCCCUCUGCAGCCCCGCGCACCUCCCCCCCGCCUCGCUCCCCUGCCGAUCCCCGCACCCUCCCGCCGCCUCACGCCCCAUCCUCAUGGCACGCAAGGCUGUAGCAUUUGCCAUUUUUCCGUUGACUUCGGCCGUAGGUUCGCCUUUUUCCAGAUCGUGUUCUGUGAGGCAGACGAAAGUUGCUAAAGCUCGACGGUGCGAGCAAGCAUGAUGGUGGCGUGAGUACAAGUUUCGGCGAAAGUUAUC
This is a messenger RNA of Prorocentrum cordatum, 1708 nucleotides long. The record is from the annotation of a GenBank genome assembly. NCBI's taxonomy places the organism in Eukaryota, Dinophyceae, Prorocentrales, Prorocentraceae.